Messenger RNA from Daphnia carinata, 2959 nucleotides. RefSeq names its product maltase-glucoamylase-like. Gene Ontology annotation, molecular function: carbohydrate binding; alpha-1,4-glucosidase activity. Gene Ontology annotation, biological process: carbohydrate metabolic process. The record is from RefSeq and is a predicted model, not a curated record. NCBI's taxonomy places the organism in Eukaryota, Metazoa, Arthropoda, Branchiopoda, Diplostraca, Daphniidae. The transcript has 16 exons. The coding region runs from base 31 to 2880 and encodes 949 amino acids.
GGCUCUUUGAAUUGAAAAGUUAAAGAAAAAAUGCCAAAAUUUAAAAUACGAAAAGAAAUUUUGUGGACGCUAUUGAUAGUGGUUCUGAUUGCUGCCGUCAUCAUACCCAUCAUCAUCGUGUACGCACAAGCCGAACAGGACCUCGGCAAUAGGAUCGCCUGUUUCCCGUUAAUGGAAAUUGAGAAUGACGAGAAACUAGACAGCGCAUUCUGCCAAUCAAAAGGCUGCAUUUAUGACGACGCCGGCGAAAACGUCAAAUGUUACUUGCCUUUAGACGGUUCAAAAUCGUAUGGCUACCAGCACAAUUCGACCGUUUACGCAGGAGAUGGAACGUACAUUGAACACCAACUUCAAAGACGCCAAGAAACCCCUUCUUUGUACGGCGGUGAUUAUGAAAAAGUUAAAUUUAAGGUCACUUUUUACGGGGACAAAAUGCUUCGCUUUUCAUUUUACCAAGACGGAAGUUCCAUCGAAAGCAAUCAACCUCCAGUGGGACUGAACUUGCCAAUACCGUCAGCGCCAUCUGAUACGAGCGAUUACAUCGUUAAAAUAUCGGACAGCACCGAGGGAGGGCCUUUUGAUUUCGCAAUCACAAGACGUUCAACUGAUCAAAUCAUUUUAGACACGAAAUUAGGAGGACUCACAAUCGCCAAACAGUUUCUCAUGAUUACGUUUGCCCUGCCAAGUGAACACCUGUACGGUAUCGGAGAAAAUACCCACGACUCGUUCGCACACAACAUGAACUACAAAAUGCAUCCCAUUUUUGCUCGCGAUCAGCCACCAGGAGACGGCGAAAUGAAUUUGUAUGGAUCACAUCCGUUUUACAUGGUGAGCGAAGACGAUGGGUCAUCUCAUGGUGUCUUUUUCUACAAUAGUCACGCUAUUGACGUAACAACCCUCCCUUAUCCUGGCCUGACUUACCGCACUAUCGGCGGUGGCUUGGACUUCUUUGUUUUCCUCGGUCCAAAACCCGAAUAUGUUGUUAAACAGUACACAGGAGUUAUCGGUCGAACAAUGAUGCCCGCUUACUGGUCAUUGGGAUUUCAAAUAUGUCGUUACGGUUACACUGGAACAGACGAGAUUCGCGAAGUGGUAGAAAGGACACGCAACGCAGGAAUUCCACAAGAUGUUCAAUACGCCGAUAUUGACCAUAUGGACAAUCAAGCUGAUUUUACAUUGGGCCCCACUUUCAUCGACUUGCCUAUUUUUGUGACAGAGCAGGCAGCUGAGGGAUUGCGCUUUAUUCCUAUUCUCGAUCCCGCUAUCAACACUGAAAAAACUAACAUGGAUUAUCCCCCUCACACCAACGCUAUGCUAGCAGGAGCGUACAUCACGUGGUUCAACGAUACAUUACAACCAAACAGCGACUGCAGUUCAAGUCCAGGAGACUGCCAGCCACUGGAUAACGUAAUGCUGGGUUACGUGUGGCCGGAUGGAAGAACGGCGUUCCCCGAUUUUUUCAAAAAUGAAACCCAGGUCUGGUGGAAGAAGGAAAUGAAAACGUUCUAUGAGUUGUUACCCUACGAUGGAAUUUGGAUUGAUAUGAACGAGCCAGCUGCCUUUGAUACCAACAAGGAAAAACCAUUCAAUUACCCACCAGAGAAACACCCAUGGAAUUUAAUUUGCCCCGUCAACGAAUGGGAUGAUCCACCUUACAUCACACUGGCUGCCUCCCGCUCCGACACGAAACGUUUGUCUGACAAAACCAUUUGCAUGGUGGGUCGCCAGGGACAAAAUAACGAACACCUUCACUACGCUGUUCACAAUCUUUUUGGAUGGAGUCAAACGAAGCCAACUUACGAAGGAUUGCAAGAAGCUACAAGUAAAAGAGGUGUCGUCAUCACCCGAUCCACAUUUCCAAGUUCUGGGAAACAUGCCGGCCAUUGGUUAGGGGACAAUACGGCACGGUGGAAGGAUUUGCAUAGUUCCAUUAUUGGAAGUCUCGAGUUCAACCUUUUCGGCAUACCCUACAUCGGUGCAGAUAUUUGUGGCUUCUUUGGCAAUACAACCGAAGAACUGUGCGAACGCUGGAUGGAACUUGGCGCUUUCUAUCCUUUCUCACGAAAUCACAACACGAUCGGAAUGGCACCCCAAGAUCCAGCUGUCUGGCCAUCCGUUGCUAGCGCAUCAAGAACCGCCCUCAACAUCCGAUAUCGUCUUCUACCUUAUCUUUACACGCUGUUCUAUCAUAGCCACACAACGGGAUCAACUGUUGUUCGACCUCUCUACCAUGAGUACCCAACUGAUAUGCGAGCUAAAUCAAUUGAUGGCCAAUUUCUUUGGGGACCUGCCUUGCUCAUUUCCCCUGUGCUGACCGCAAGUACAACUGAACUAGGAGCUUACUUGCCAGCCGAUACCUGGUACGACUAUUACACAGGAAAAAGAGAAGAGACAUCGGGUACAGAUGUCACUUGGAACACUCCGCUUGACAAGAUCAAUCUUCAUGUGAGGGGAGGUUACAUUUUACCGCAGCAAUUGGAAGCGUUAAACACCAAGCUCAGUCGUCAAAAUAACUUUACGAUGAUCGUGGCAUUGGACUCGGACAAAACAGCUGCUGGGGAUUUGUUUUGGGAUGACGGUGAAACAAUCGAUACAAUUUCGACUAGCCAAUACCAUUACAUCCGUUUUAGUUACACUGAAAAAAACGUCAAUGGUGCUGCUACUGAAGGUGUUUUGAACAUGCAAGUACAAGUUAAUUCAUCUCGUUCAAAUGGUUUGGAAAAACUCAAAAUGGAUUCUGCCUUGAUUUAUGGGCUGGAAAAUUCUCCAAAAACCAUUAAUGGAGGAAUUUUCGAUUACGACGCCGAUACCAAAGUGGCAAAACUUUUCAACCUUGCUCGGUCGAUGACAUCUAAUUGGGACAUUGUUCUGACUUUCUAACAGACCGUAUUUUGUUUGCAAAAUCAACAACUGAUGUUUAGGAUGAAUGAAGGGAAAUGUUUACAAACUGCAAAGACAA